This is a messenger RNA of Cynocephalus volans (Philippine flying lemur), 489 nucleotides long. RefSeq names its product BCL2 like 15 (gene BCL2L15). NCBI's taxonomy places the organism in Eukaryota, Metazoa, Chordata, Mammalia, Dermoptera, Cynocephalidae. The transcript has 4 exons. The record is from RefSeq and is a predicted model, not a curated record. Gene Ontology annotation, biological process: regulation of apoptotic process. Gene Ontology annotation, cellular component: nucleus; cytosol.
AAAAUGAAGAGGCCCCAAACUUUUGAGGAGCAAACGGAAUGUAUUGUGAACACUCUACUGAGAGACUUCUUGAACCCAACGUUACAGGUGGCUAACCGGCAACUAUACUGUGUAGAUGAACCAGAUUCAGAAGAGGCUUGCUUUUUUGACGUGGCUAUCAUUGCUGGUCAGAUGUUGGGUGACCAGUGCAGUUGAGAAUUGGAAGCUUCUGCCAAAAAUGUCAUUGCAGAAACCAUUCGGGGACAGACAGGAGCUAUAUUCCAGGACACAGUGAACUCUCUCAGCAAGACUUGGUGUGCUCAGGAUUCCAGCUUAGCUUAUUAAAGAGCCUUUCUGGCAGUGUCAGUGAAACUUCUUGAGUAUGUGGCCUGCAUGGAUCCUGAAAUGGCAAGACAGGUGGCUAUCCCCAUGACAGGUAUGAUCAAUGGGAACAGAGCCAUCCGUUAGUUCAUCCAGGGCCAGGGAGGUUGGGAAAAUUUGGAGAGCUGA